This is a messenger RNA of Lodderomyces oxycetoniae, 636 nucleotides long. RefSeq lists its product as uncharacterized. The transcript has a single exon. Gene Ontology annotation, biological process: regulation of lipid metabolic process. The record is from RefSeq and is a predicted model, not a curated record. Lineage: Eukaryota; Fungi; Ascomycota; Pichiomycetes; Serinales; Debaryomycetaceae. The coding region runs from base 1 to 636 and encodes 211 amino acids. Gene Ontology annotation, cellular component: mitochondrion.
AUGAGUGGAAUAGCUCUCAAGAUAACGUCUCUUGUAAUACGAACCGUUUCCAAGCCGAUAUCUAAGGCGAUAACCGAAAGAGCCAGAGCAAACGAAUCCUUUCGAAGGCAUUGUAUUUCCUUUGCCAAUGCUCUACAUAGAACAGAUGUUAAGUUGCGAAUGAACUUAUUGGGCGAAAAGAAAAUACGUGUUAGACCAUUAAACGACCAUAAAGCAAUUGAACAAGGUGCUACAUUCAUUUCGGAAUUUUUCCUCUUUAGUGUUGCAGGAUCGUUGAUUUUUUAUGAGGCAUAUAGGAGUAGGAAGAAAGCUGCAGAUCAAAGAGAAGCAUUGGCUGAUGAUAUUGCUGUUUUGCAAAGCGAAAUCGAGUAUAUCAAGGCAAAGUUGGGUAGUAUCAAUAUAAAAUUGGAUGAUUAUAAGGUACCUCAAGAGUAUAAGCCGAAAUAUAUCAAAAUCAAUACCAAUGAAGAUACACAUAAGGAGAAGUCAACUGCGCCAACCGAACAAACUGCGCCAACAGCGCCAACGCAAACUGCACAAACCGGGGAAAAUGCGCAAGCUACACCAACAGCGCCAACGCAAACUGCACAAACCGGGGGAAACGCGCAAGCUACACCAACAGCGCCAACCCUGUAA